UCUUUGCGUUGCUUCGGCGUCAACGUCGUUCGAUUUCAAAACAGCGUCACAGACGACUUAUAGGUUAUGUUCAACGCUGGUUAACAUACCGACGCCUCAAACGUGCACGUGCUAUUUCAAAACGUCUGGAUAUCGUUUGGAUGGAUGUGAAUAAAUUAUAAACUUAAUUUCGUUAUUUUUUCCGCAAUAGAAAAUGGUACGACACAAUAAUCAACUACCGGACAAUCUUCCUCAGCUGCAAAAUUUAAUCAAGCGUGAUCCGGAAUCAUACAAAGACGAGUUCUUGCAACAACACCGUCAUUACAAAUCAACUUUGGAAGUCUUCCGACUGACGCCCGAUACAUUCAACAAAAGUCUCGAUGAAUUGGUGAUUUUUCUUGCACAGGUAGCCCAAUGCUACUCGGAAGAGUUGACAACUUUUCCUCAAGAGCUUGUGGAUAUUCUGCAAACACAAAACACUGUUCUGGACACUGGAAUGAGAAUGACAUUCUGCAGAGCACUAAUAUUACUUCGAAAUAAAGGACUUCUGGAGCCAACUGCACUCUUGAGCUUGUUCUUUCAGCUACUAAGAUGUCAAGAUAAAGCUUUAAGACAAUUCCUUGAAACCCACAUUAUAACAGAUAUCAAGAAUGUCAAUUCCAAGCACAAGAAUGCAAAAAUUAAUACUACAUUGCAAAAUUUCAUGUUUACCAUGUUGAAGGACAGCAAUGCACGAGCUGCAAAAAUGUCUGUUGAUAUAAUGAUUGAACUCUAUAAAAAAAAUGUCUGGAAUGAUGCUAAAACUGUAAAUGUCAUUUCGACUGGAUGCUUUUCUAAAAUAACUAAAGUCAUGGUUGCUAGCCUUAAGUUCUUCUUAGGAUCUGAUCCAAGUGAAAAUAAUAGCGACGACAGCGACAGUGAUGAUGAACCAAACGUAAAAGAAGUAAUGAUGGCUAAUAAAGUCAAUAAGAAAUCGAAGAAAAGAGAAAAGCAGCUAAAAAAAGUGAAACAGCUGUAUGUGAAAUCAAAAAAGAAGAAGUCACAAGCACCGCAGUUCAACUUCUCAGCGCUACAUUUAAUUCAUGACCCACAAGGUUUUGCAGAAAAGUUAUUCAAGCAGAUGGAAAAAAAUAAUGAUAGAUUUGAAGUAAAGCUAAUGACCCUAGAUGUCAUAUCCAGGCUCAUAGGCUUGCACAGUUUAUUCUUGUUCAACUAUUAUCCAUAUUUGCAGAGAUUUUUACAGCCGCAUCAAAGAGAGGUAACAAAACUACUGCAAUUUGUUGCACAAGCAUCUCAUGACUUAGUACCUCCAGAUGUACUGGAACCAGUUGUAAAGACACUUGUUAACAAUUUUGUCACUGAGCGAAAUUCUGCAGACGUAAUGGCCAUUGGAUUGAAUGCCUGUCGUGAAAUAUGUUCACGCUGCCCAUUAGUCAUGAAUGAAGAUUUACUGCGAGAUUUAGCUCAAUAUAAAAAUUAUCGCGAGCGAAGUGUCAUGAUGGCGGCUCGAUCUUUAAUAUCUCUGUUUAGAAAUACAAUGCCAGAUCUGCUGCACAAAAAAGAUCGAGGCAGACCGACAGAAGCAACGGCUGAAUUACACACCUUAAAGUAUGGUGAAGUAAAUGCCAAAGAAUUUGUACCGGGUGCCGAGGUUUUACUUGAUAAAAGUCAUAGCGACACAAUAGAAAUAGAUAGUGAAAACAGCGAGGAUGAAGAUGAAUGGUGUGAUGUAAAACAUAGCAGCGAUGAAGAAGAUGGCAGGGAAUGGGUAACUGAUGAUGAGGAGGAAGGUGAGGAAGAUGAUUAUUUAGAAGAAGACAGUGGAGACAACAGUGAAACCGAGCAUGACGAAAGUGGCAGUGAAGACGAGGAAGAAGAUGAAGGUGAAAUGGAAGAUAUCAAAAUCACAAGUGAUGAGAAAGAUAAGAAGGCUCAAUUAGAAGGGGCUGAUAAUGCACCCAUAAAAUCGAAACUGGAUAAAAAGAGAGAAAAAUUGGCAAAAAAAUCACAGAUGAAAGCUGAUAUGAGAAAGAAAUCAACGGCAGAGAAGAAAGCAAAAGCAUCCCAAAUUUCGGUAGAACGGCUUCUCGGAGAUGACGAUUUUCGAAAAAUUGAUGCAGAACUUGUUAAACAACAGGUGACGCACUUCAAACGGGGUAUCAAGCGACCGCUUGAAGUGGAUCCCAAUAAAGGAGAAUUGGUAAAGCUGGCAGAUAUUGAAAACAUUUACAAAAAACGUAAACAUGAUAAGCAAUCCAGGAUGGAAAGCAUAAAGAAAGGUCAAGAUGGAAGGGAAAAAUUCGGCUACAAAGACGGAAGGCAGAAUCCACUAUGCAGUAAAACAAAUCGCGAGAAGAAAAAGAAGAAAGCUUUCCAGAUGGUCAAGCAUAAAGUACUUGGAAAAGUGAAGAGAUCGUUUAAAGCUAAACAGAUCGCGUUGCGAAAUCACUUGAUAAAGCAAAAAAGGAUGAAAUAGUGAUAUACUUGAUGUACAGUGUGCAUUACGACAACCAGGUAUUUCAAUAGUGAUAAAUAGAUAUAUUUUUAUUCUGA
Diprion similis is the source of this 2532-nucleotide messenger RNA. RefSeq names its product protein SDA1 homolog (gene Mys45A). The coding region runs from base 194 to 2455 and encodes 753 amino acids. Gene Ontology annotation, biological process: ribosomal large subunit export from nucleus; ribosomal large subunit biogenesis. Gene Ontology annotation, cellular component: nucleolus. The transcript has 10 exons. Lineage: Eukaryota; Metazoa; Arthropoda; Insecta; Hymenoptera; Diprionidae. The record is from RefSeq and is a predicted model, not a curated record.